Cylicostephanus goldi is the source of this 2162-nucleotide messenger RNA. Lineage: Eukaryota; Metazoa; Nematoda; Chromadorea; Rhabditida; Strongylidae. The record is from the annotation of a GenBank genome assembly.
AUGGAGCUGAAGGACAACAUUUUGCAACUUCUCACCACAAUGGAUGCAUGUCAAUGCCAGCUUGACAUUUCGCUGAACUAUGAACUUACGGCUGGCUAUCUUAACUUGGUUGUGAAUCUGAUAUGCUUGAUGAUUCUUCUCUCAAGAGUAGAUGAUCGCAAAGUUGUUCUAGGUAUCUCCAAGUCUUUUGUGUACACUUUCAAGCUACAGUCCUUCUUCUUAGGACUUUUCAAUGCUGCCUACGACCUGGUACAUGGACAGAGCGAAUCUUCUUUCCCUCGGUUAGGCCAAAUGAUCUUGGACUAUGAACAUCCUUUGCGAAAGUUGAGCGAAGAUCUGGGACCUCUCAAUCGUGUAACCAAUCCACAGCAGAUUCUAUAUGCUGCUCAGACAGAUACGGUAUACUCUUUAUUUCGCAGAAUAACCUGUUAUCCUCUUCUCUUGCAGAUUGCUUGUGAGUAUUUGUCAUUGGAUGUAAUGGAUCGCUGGAUUGUUUGUAAGUUCUAUUUCUUGAAGUGGGUAAUAGCUAGGUUUGCUCUAUGUACUACUGUUUGUCAUUCUGCCAUGCUGAACGACAAAACAAUUUUUCAUUUAUGGCAAAUGUCCUUGCAAAUGGGAGUGUGCAUCCGUGCUUCUAUCCAUGCUGAUCGCAGACGGUUUUUGCGAGUGGCCCUUCGAGAACUUUGCUUAUUUAUCAAGGACCAGCCUGGACUUCUGGGCCCAAAAAUGCUCUUUGUGUGGAUGGCGUUAUCCUUCACUAGAGACGAGGUAAGUUGCAUUUGGCGUUUGAUCGUUCUCAUUCUUAUUUGUUUUCAAUUUUACUCGUUUUGGGUCCUGUGGCUUCUUCGCCAUCUGAGCGAAUGGCCAUCAUCUAGUAAGAAGGGAAGCAAGCAGUGCGAUGAACUGGUUGACCGUCAGUUGCCUGAGCUCCUUUAUCACAUGCUAGAACUACGCCAGCUAGUAGUCAAGUAUAGCGAUGUGAUCCAGCGGUACUAUCUCAAAGUAAGUUCAUACGCAUUAGAACAUGGUACAAAGAUCAUAUAUCUUUUUAAGUACGUCAAUGGAUAUGAUGCUAUCAUGACUCGUGAGCUAGUCUCCACUCUCGGUGAUUUGAGUGACGAUGAAGCCACCAUACUCUCUGAUUUUGCAUCUUCCAUUUCCUCAAUAAACUCCGAUACCGAUUUGAGAGCGCUGCGCUUGGAUUGGUUCAGGUUUCAGGCGAGGACAAGCAUGGCGAGGUCGCCAUUUUUACUUAUCAAAAAUCGGAAGCUGGCAGUGAUCAUGAAUACCAAUGUUUUCCACUUGAAAAUGAUUGACCUGCAAGAUGAGAUGCUCAAAGAGACUAGCGACUUGAGUGUUUACUGCUGUGAUUUCCAACCUUACUUCAGUUUUUACAUCAAGACCUUGGAAAGACAAUGGAAAAGUUGUCUGACACUUCCAUCACAGUCUCGCUUUGCGCUAUGCUUUGCGAGAAUCUGCGGACAUUUUAGCUCAGCUCUUCAUGAUAUGUGCCCUGAGGAGAAAAACCACAUACUCGAGAAGUCACUAGCGUUAUGCAACUCGAUCCUGGACGAUGUCUGUCAGUCGAUAACCGAUGUUGUGGGAGCGCUGUGCGAAUAUGAAUUGCGUCUUGCGGAGCAAACAUCUCCAAGCACUAUAGCUGCUCAAAUUGUCGCCCAAAUGCUUCGUACUAAGGGCGGUAAGAAUGCAGCUGCAGCACAAAAAGAUCCUGCUCCCGCUGGAGAGGAAAGCUACCGUGUCGACCGACAAACACUUACUUAUCCAGACAAACUGCAGACAACACUCAUCGAACUCUGCGCUGGCAUCAGCCAGUAUCGCCAGCUUUUCAUAUCUGAGCACUUCUUUGCUCCUCGUGAAUAUUUGAGCCAACACAUUGAGCACAAAUUUGUUGAUCUCAUACUUGCGAUGGCUGUGGAUCCUUCGUCUCCAUCAACGCCUCGACGGCCAUCUGACUUACUGAUGAUAAUUCAAGCUUAUAUGACCGUGUUACAAAACAUUGACGCUUGCGGUAACCCACUUUCCUUGUUUGGAUUCCCUCUUGAUAUUACACGGCUAUUCAAUAAUGUGCUGCUACAGCAGACUCAGCCUCUUGAUUCACGCAAUAAGGAGACCAUGACCUAUAUCUAUACCAAAUGGUAAGA